UUCAAACACUGCAUUCCGACAAACUUCUGACACUCGCAUAUACCUCCUCUUCAAUAUAGCAUAUAUGUCAGCUCGUUCCAUAACUAGCCACAAAAACUCACUUCUUACCUCUAUAAAACAUACAUUUCUUUCCUCUAAUAUCCUCAUAUGCAACAUUUUUGUCUUGUCACACUAGCUAUACCUUCAUGCAUAUUCUAUAACACAUACACAAUUUUUAGUUUAACUUUUAGUCAUUCCUCUACUGGCAGCAUAUACUCCAAAGAAUAUUUGUGAUACCACCUUUGUCACCGUCCUAAUACCUAGGCUCUUCUAUGUUGCCCUCUGGACUCAAGUAAUUGUGCCACUCUUGUCAAUCCAUACAUUCCUAAGGAUUUGCCGCUGCUUUUGAAAUGACUUUCCAGAGUUUAUUUUGAAGAAACUGUCACCACUGACUCUCCUAUUAGGAUAUCUUAAUGGCAACCAUCUCUCCCCCUAUAUCCCCUCUCCUUUGUAGAAAUAUUGGAGGGGCCUCUGCUUUUGACCGUCUUGAGGCUGAUAAAGCAAAAUAUGUGAAAUCCCCACAGGUGAUACAUCGCAGGCAGAACCCAGCCCUUAAUGCCACCCUUAGCCCUACAAUUUCACGAAGACCCCAACUGGCAUGUUACAAGAAUGGGCAGCAGGAAGAUCACUGUCUUAAUGGAAGAGACGGUUCUAAUACGCAGCAGCAAACACUCCCAUUCUACUGUAUUUCUAAGCAACAAACAAACCACUCUCAUAGCAUCCGUUACACUUCUACUAUGCAUUUCAAUUCUCCAUCACCAUAUGGAUGCCCUGGGCCAAAGACAGAAUGCUUACCUUGCAAGAGCCUAAGUCCUGCACAGCAGCAGAGACCACUUCAACCACAUGGUAUGAGUGAGCUACAAACUGAUCACACUCCUAGACCCAGUUAUGCUUCCACCUCACCUCAGUACCAACUCAGAACCAACCAAAGUAAUAAUGGAGUGCAGGCACCAAAUUCUCCCAUGGGUGUACCCCGUUGUGGAAGAAAAGUACGGCGACCAGACUCACUUAUUAUUUACAGGCAGAAAAGGGACAGAACACUGGAUGAAAAAGAAAAUAAUGAUGAAAGGGAAGGUUUCUUAGAACGGAUACUCAAUAGUACUCCACUUUUAAAAAGGAGGACCUCUUCUACUCAGGAUCCACCCAAAAUGUGUCUUCAUUCUGUGUCUGUCUCUUCAGUUGAACAGAGUUUGAUAGAGUCCUCUGUAUGCAACAUUCCCCUUACUGAUAAUUUCCGCUCACAGGAUACAGGGAGUGGUGAGCUGGACAGCUUUCCACCAUCUCAUGCACAUACAUUUUUUGAAAGUUGUGGGCUGGAGGGGAGUCUUCUGAACUUGAUUGAUAAAAAUUGUUACCACUUUGAGGGGGAAACGACACCAUUAGGGAGCUUAGAAUCUGUGGACAGACUGAGCAGUGGCCUUAAACUGCCUGAGGAGGAAAAGGAAGAAAAAACUGCAGUGUCUGUUGUGGAAAGGAAUGCAAGAGUUAUAAAGUGGAUAUACAGCUGCCACAAUGCACAGAGCACAAAGAAACACACAGAGAACCAAACGCCACGUGAAUCAGUUGUGUAAGUCAGGGACCAAAGUCUCCAAAUAUAUCAUGUCUAUUAAAAAUACAUAAAUGUCUCAAACAGAUACUGUAAUACAAAAUAAGGAUUUUUUGCAAAUAAAUAUGAAAAGUUUAAACAGUGAA
Messenger RNA from Bombina bombina (fire-bellied toad), 1731 nucleotides. It is a transcript of the gene FAM110D, whose product is annotated as family with sequence similarity 110 member D. Lineage: Eukaryota; Metazoa; Chordata; Amphibia; Anura; Bombinatoridae. The record is from RefSeq and is a predicted model, not a curated record. Bases 453 to 1610 code for a protein of 385 amino acids. The transcript has 2 exons.